Molecule: messenger RNA, 739 nt
Organism: Parasteatoda tepidariorum (common house spider)
Lineage: Eukaryota; Metazoa; Arthropoda; Arachnida; Araneae; Theridiidae
Product: dynein axonemal heavy chain 8
Biological process (GO): microtubule-based movement
Cellular component (GO): axonemal dynein complex
Molecular function (GO): ATP binding; dynein light intermediate chain binding; dynein intermediate chain binding
Source: RefSeq, a predicted model, not a curated record
AAUCCAGGUUAUGCUGGAAGACAAGAAUUGCCUGAAAACUUAAAAGUCAUGUUCAGAAGUGUGGCCAUGAUGGUACCAGACAGACAAAUCAUUAUGCGUGUGAAACUUGCCAGCUGUGGCUUUCAAGAAAAUAUUAUUCUUGCUAGGAAGUUUUUUGUUUUAUAUAAGCUUUGUGAAGAACAAUUGACAAAACAAGUACAUUAUGAUUUCGGUUUGAGAAAUAUUCUUUCAGUGUUAAGAACACUUGGAGCUCAAAAGCGAUCCAGACCAGAAGAAAGUGAAUCUUCCAUUGUGAUGAGUGUACUCAGCUCCAUGAAUGUUUCAAAAUUGGUGGAUGAAGAUGAACCUUUAUUUGUGAGUCUUAUAAAUGAUCUUUUCCCUGGAAUAACUAAAGAAGCUGUGGAAUAUGAUGACUUGCAAACAGCGAUUGCAAAGAAUGUCAAGGAGGCUAAUUUAAUAAAUCAUCCACCUUGGAAUCUCAAAGUGAUACAGCUUUAUGAAACACAAAUGGUAAGACAUGGAAUGAUGGCACUGGGACCCAGUGGAGCUGGUAAAACAUGUUGCAUAAGAAUUCUGAUGAAGGCCAUGACAGACUGUGGAGCUGUUCACAAAGAGAUGAGAAUGAAUCCUAAAGCAAUCACCGCAGCACAAAUGUUUGGCCGACUAGAUGUAGCCACAAACGACUGGACAGAUGGUAUUUUUUCAACCCUCUGGAGACGUACUUUAAAAACUAAAAAAG